Molecule: messenger RNA, 930 nt
Organism: Pelobates fuscus (common spadefoot toad)
Lineage: Eukaryota; Metazoa; Chordata; Amphibia; Anura; Pelobatidae
Product: olfactory receptor 2G6-like
Exons: 1
Coding region: 1-930 (309 amino acids)
Biological process (GO): G protein-coupled receptor signaling pathway
Cellular component (GO): membrane
Molecular function (GO): G protein-coupled receptor activity; olfactory receptor activity; odorant binding
Source: RefSeq, a predicted model, not a curated record
AUGGAGAAUCAAACUACUACUAGUGGAUUUACCCUUCUUGGACUCACAGAUGUCCCUUAUCUGAAGCCUUUCUACUUCUCCACAUUCCUGGUGAUGUAUGUAAUCACACUAUUUGGAAACCUUUUGUUGAUCAUAGUGGUGAGAAUCAGUUCACGGCUACAGACCCCGAUGUACUUCUUCCUCAGUAACCUCUCGUUCAUUGACAUCUGCUUCUCCUCCACCAUUGUUCCCAAAAUCCUGAUAAAUACUUUGUCUCAAGACAAAAGUAUCUCUUUCCUGGGAUGUGCAGCUCAGACGUACUUCUCACUAGGUCUUGGAGCAACAGAAUGUUUUUUAUUGACUGUGAUGGCUUUUGACCGAUACGCAGCCAUCUGUAAACCAUUGCACUACAAUGUCAUCAUGAACAAGAAGCUGUGCUGCUCUUUGGCUGCUGGUUCUUGGACUAUGAGCUUUAUAAAUGCUACUAUCCAAAUUCCUCUCACUUUUCAGCUCCCUUAUUGCAGGUCCCACCACAUCAACCACUUCUUCUGUGAAAUGCCGCCUUUAUUCCAUUUGUCUUGCAGGGACACUUGGAUCAAUCAGGUAUCAACAUAUAUUGCAACUGUGGUUAUUGUAAUAUCCUCAUUUUGCCUCACUCUAGUUUCAUAUAUUCAUAUUGUUUCCACUAUACUGAAGAUCCAAUCCUCCCAAGGUCGUCAAAAAACAUUUUCCACCUGUGCUUCUCACCUCGUAGUGGUGACACUCUUCUUUGGCACUAUUAUGUUCAUGUAUCUUCGACCUCGUUCUGCUUACUCUCCUGAGACUGACAAGACAGUAUCUAUUCUCUAUACGACAGUGACUCCAAUGUUGAACCCACUUAUCUACAGCAUAAGAAACAAAGAGGUCAAACAUUCUCUAAGAAUGGAAAUGAAAGACCUUAAAAAGAGAUAA